AUGACCGCCUCGCUCAAAAAGGAUACCGGCGAUGACAACGUUUCGACUUUCGCCGGGGACCACGUCCCUACCACUGUGCUACAAACUCGUCGCGGCUUGACCCCACGUCACGUUCAGCUGAUGACCAUCGCCGGUGGCAUCGGCGUCGGCCUCUUCGUCGGCGUCGGUGGAGUUCUAUCCAAGGCUGGCCCGCUCCCACUGCUCAUAGGUUAUCUGAUUUACGGCCUCGGAUUCAUCUGGCCAACCUGUGUCAACAUUGCCGAGAUGCUGGCGUGGCUUCCAAUCCGUGGCUCCAUCUACGAACUCGCCGCUCGUUUCGUCGACCCCGCCUUGGGCUUUGCCAUGGGCUGGACCUACUUUUACGCCGGUGCCAUGUUGGUGUGCACCGAGUACUCUGCCGUGGCUACCGUCAUGCAGUAUUGGAACACCGACAUCAACCCAGCUGUGUGGAUCGCCAUGGCUAUGGUGGUAUGCUUCUUUCUGAACAUGGUUGCAGUCAGGUGGUAUGGAGAAGCCGAGUUCGUCAUGGGCUCUACCAAGAUCCUUCUGCUGAUCGGCUUGAUCCUGGCGACCUUUUUCACCAUGGUCGGAGCAAAUCCCACGGGUGAGGCCUAUGGGUUUCGCAACUGGAAGAACGGCGACAUGGCGCAUCCUUACUACACUGAGGGUGCUACUGGUAUCUUUUUGAGCAUCUGUAUAUCGGUCAGGUACGCCGUCUUUACCAUUGGAGGUCCCGAUAUCAUCUCCCUGGCAGCUGGCGAGAUCCAGAACCCGCGAAAGACGAUUCCCCGCGUUGCCAAGAUGAUUGCCGCCCGUAUUCUGUUGUUCUACAUUGUGGGAAUCCUCGCCGUGGGUAUCCUGUGCAACUCGCGCGACUCGCGACUCCUGGGCGCGAUCGAAUCCGGCGAGGCUGGUGCAGCGGCAUCUCCCUGGGUUCUAGGUCUUUUGAACCUCGGCAUCAAGGGCUUCUUGCCCGGCCUCAUCAACUUUCUCAUCCUUCUCUCCGGCUGGUCUUGUGGCAACGCCUAUCUGUACUCUUCCAGCCGAACCCUCUACUCACUUGCCCAGGACGGACGGGCACCCAAGCUCUUCUUGAAGUGUACAAAGAGUGGCGUGCCAUGGGUCUGUGUCACAGCUGUCACCAUCAUCUCGCUGUUGUCUUUCCUCGUCGCAUCCAAUAGCGCAGGAGAGGUCUUCUCUUGGUUCGUGGACCUUACCACCGUCGCCCUUGUCAUCAAUGCCACAGCCAUGUCGUGGGUUUUCCUCGGCUGGUGCCGCGCUCUCAAGGCACAGGGGAUUGUUCGUCAGGGUGAGAACCACUUCAAAAAGUCGCUCUUCAGACGAUCCGUGGCACAGCCAGUGCCAGGCAUUGUGUUCCCCUAUACCGUCCCCUGCGCAUCUUGGUCGCCAUAUUUGUCCAUCCUUCUUGGUACCCUGACCACCAUCUUUAUCGGUUUCGACACCUUCAAGCCAUGGUCGACAAAGGGGUUCAUUACUAGUUACUUUGGUCUGGCGUGGUUCACCUUCAUGUUCUUGUUCUGGAAGAUUUUCAAGGGUACCCGUAUGGCAAACGCCACUACUGUCGAUAUCUAUGCCGACGGGCAGAAGCAGGCCAUUGAUGAGGAAUGUCGGUUCUGGGAGGAGGGGCUUGGCCAAGAGAGUGAUAGGGAGGCUUUGAAGAAGAAGAAUAUCUUUGCCCGAGCUUGGGCGAGGUUUUGGGGAGCCUAA
This is a messenger RNA of Fusarium keratoplasticum, 1728 nucleotides long. RefSeq names its product putative general amino acid permease. Bases 1 to 1728 code for a protein of 575 amino acids. Lineage: Eukaryota; Fungi; Ascomycota; Sordariomycetes; Hypocreales; Nectriaceae. The transcript has 2 exons. Gene Ontology annotation, molecular function: amino acid transmembrane transporter activity. The record is from RefSeq and is a predicted model, not a curated record. Gene Ontology annotation, cellular component: membrane. Gene Ontology annotation, biological process: amino acid transmembrane transport.